GGCAACCCUGCAGCACGGCUCACAUGAUCUGAUGCUAACGUUAGCAGAACAGCAGAAAUAUCACUUCUUUAUUCCUCUUCUGGGAUUGUAGUUUAAAACAUGUCGACGUUUACAGCGAAUUUGAUCUUUUCUGUGCUGUUUCUCGUGUUUGGUGCUGCGCUUGGACUCCUGGGAAAUGGAGAUAAAUUCCGACGAAAGGUGUCUGUAGAGUUGAAUCCCGGUCUGACUCAUCCGUGGGUUCUUCCUCCUGGAGUGAAUCUGGUUCAUGUGCAAGGUCUGGGGCUCAAUGACACCCUUCACUUCCUGUUGUGUAAUCAUGGAGCUCCAGCGCUGUUAAUGGUUCACACGAACAGCACACAGUCAUCAGUGCAGGUGGACUGGCCUUCCUUCAUCAAAAGCAGUUCACCCAGAAGCCUGAAGGUGGAGCCGCAGAGUAGUGUGCUCUACAGCAGCGCACUAGUGUUCACCAGAGUUUGGGAGUAUGAUGAUGUCAAUAACACCGCAGACCCCCAGCAGACCGCAGAGUCCAGCUUUUACCCUCCAUACGAGCUCCAGAACUUCAUCUGGUCAGACCUGAACAAAACGGGCGAUCAGUCAAAUCACACAUUACAGCUGUGCGGCGGAGAGAAUACGGAGAGUUUCGUCAACGGCUCCCUUUGUCUGCAGUUCUCAGCGUUUGAGUCAGUGGGUCGUGAUCAACCCUGGCCGAGUCUCCAUCAUAACGCUAACUCCUCGCAGCUUCACGUGUGGCUGAAGGGUGUGACGCCACGAGGAAACCACUCCAGAUUCGCUCUGGAGUUUCAGUCUGUAGGCGACUCUGGAUUCGAGGGACGAGUGGAUGUUUACAGCUCCAUAGACGAUGAGUACACACCCUCCAUCUUCAAGGUGUCUCAGUGGGUGUCGUCUCCGGUGAACAGCACUGGUGUUUGGGGUUAUAAUCAGUGGAAGCCCGUGGCGUAUCGUAAAGCUGAUCCGGUGUUUGAGGACGCCACCCCGUGCAAACACUCCCAGCUCGUGUCCAUGACCCACAUCCCUCAGUCCCGUCUGGUUCAGGCGUAUUUCACAAAUGAUACUCAGACGUACGGCCUCAACAUCAGCUUCGGCAUCGAAAAAGACCCAGCGUUUUACAGCGACACCAAAUACAUCAGCUGGACGGUUUUAGUGGGCCUGGGCGAUCCUCCAGCCGAUUCGUUCUCCACGUUAAUCAUUAUCAUCAUAACCGUUGGACUUGGCACUCCUCUGGUCAUCAUUAUCGUGGGUGGAGUGUUUGUUUGGCUCCGCAAGAAGAGGUCACAGUCUUCAGGCUACGAGCCAAUCAACUGAGACCUUAUGGUACAAGCCCCGCCCCCAAUGCACACACCUGGUUCCUGACUGGACCAUUAGAAACACGUUACUGACCAUUAAACACUGCUGACCAAUUACCCAGACAAACUCUCUCCAGAUGGGUUUGGAUUUAAAAGUGUUACAUUGAUAUUUUUUACAGCUUUAUACUUAAACCUCAUUGGCCAGUCGAUCCAAAUCAAACCUAAAAGUGCAAAGGAGUUACUAUUUGAUUGUUUUUACGCCAUCAUUUUUCAGACUUGUGCCAAAAUCCUUCUUGUAAAAUUGCACAUUUGCAAUUGCACACAAAAAAAUGCACAUUUUAAAGAUUUAAAACAUUAUUUUCUCUUUAAUCCUGAUGCAAAUGCUUUCAUAUUUAAUCAAAACUGCACAGCUGGAGGUUCUCAGGGAUUCUCACUAUGUUUAUUUCUGAUGUUUUUAACAUAACUGUGGAUAAUGCGAUUAAGACGAGUUGUAAGCGUUGGUUUGCACCAUGAAAUCUUUCCUUUUGUUGUUGCCUUAAGUGAUUUAUAAAAUAUUUUUCGCUAUAUAAAUGUAUCCAACACUUUCUUGUGGA
Molecule: messenger RNA, 1897 nt
Organism: Carassius auratus (goldfish)
Lineage: Eukaryota; Metazoa; Chordata; Actinopteri; Cypriniformes; Cyprinidae
Product: glycosylated lysosomal membrane protein-like
Exons: 6
Coding region: 100-1323 (407 amino acids)
Cellular component (GO): lysosome
Source: RefSeq, a predicted model, not a curated record